Messenger RNA from Fukomys damarensis (Damara mole-rat), 4501 nucleotides. RefSeq names its product signal transducer and activator of transcription 1 (gene Stat1). Gene Ontology annotation, molecular function: DNA-binding transcription factor activity, RNA polymerase II-specific; RNA polymerase II cis-regulatory region sequence-specific DNA binding. The record is from RefSeq and is a predicted model, not a curated record. The transcript is spliced from 24 exons. NCBI's taxonomy places the organism in Eukaryota, Metazoa, Chordata, Mammalia, Rodentia, Bathyergidae. Gene Ontology annotation, biological process: type I interferon-mediated signaling pathway; regulation of cell population proliferation; cell surface receptor signaling pathway via JAK-STAT. Bases 65 to 2350 code for a protein of 761 amino acids.
GCGCGGGCGAGUUGGACCGAGCGGGACUCCUGGCCCGGCCGAGGCGCUGAUCCCUUCCCGAUCGAUGCACAGCCCCUCCGAGGCGCAAGCCGCCAGGAUGUCUCAGUGGUAUGAGCUCCAGCAGCUGGACUCCAAGUUUCUGGAGCAGGUUCACCAGCUCUACGACGACAGUUUCCCCAUGGAAAUCCGGCAGUACCUGGCCCAGUGGCUGGAAAAGCAAGACUGGGAGCAUGCAGCCGCCGAUGUGUCCUUUGCCACCAUCCGCUUCCACGACCUCCUGUCGCAGCUGGACGAUCAGUACAGUCGCUUCUCUUUGGAGAACAACUUUCUGUUGCAGCACAACAUAAGGAAGAGCAAGCGCAACCUGCAGGAUAGUUUCCAGGAAGACCCAGUACAGAUGUCUAUGAUCAUCUUUAACUGCCUGAAGGAGGAACGGAAGAUUUUGGAAAAUGCCCGCAGAUUUAAUCAGGCCCAGUCAGGGAGUGUUCAGAAUACAGUGAUGUUAGACAAACACAAAGAGCUUGACUGCAAAGUCAGAAAUGUGAAGGACCAAGUCAUGAGUAUAGAGCAGGAGAUCAAAACCCUGGAAGAUUUACAAGAUGAAUAUGAUUUUAAAUGCAAAACCUCGCAGAACAGAGAACAUGAAACCAAUGGUGUGGCAAAGAACGACCAGAAACAAGAACAGCUGUUACUACAUCAGAUGUAUUUAAUGCUUGACAAUAAGAGAAAGGAAAUAAUUCACAAAAUCAGAGAGCUGUUGAACGCCACGGAGCUGACCCAGAACACCCUGAUCAGUGACGAGCUGGUGGAGUGGAAGCGGCGGCAGCAGAGCGCCUGCAUCGGGGGGCCUCCCAACACUUGCCUGGACCAGCUGCAGGGCUGGUUCACCGUGGUGGCAGAGAGUCUGCAGCAGGUACGGCAGCAGCUCAAGAAGCUGGAGGAGCUGGAGCAGAAGUUAGCCUACGAGCACGACCCCAUCACCAAGAACAAGCAGGGGCUCUGGGACCGCACCGUUGCCCUCUUCCAGCAGCUCGUCCAGAGCUCCUUCGUGGUGGAAAGACAGCCGUGCAUGCCAACGCAUCCACAGAGGCCUCUGGUCUUGAAGACUGGAGUACAGUUCACCGUCAAGCUGAGACUGUUGGUGAAAUUGCAAGAGCUGAAUUAUAACUUGAAAGUGAAAGUCUUAUUUGAUAAGGAUGUGAAUGAGAGAAACACAGUGAAGGGGUUCCGGAAGUUCAACAUCUUGGGCACACACACCAAGGUCAUGAACAUGGAGGAGUCCACCAACGGCAGCCUGGCGGCUGAGUUCCGACACUUGCAACUGAAAGAACAGAAGAACGCUGGCAACAGAACCAAUGAGGGCCCUCUGGUCGUUACUGAAGAACUUCACUCUCUUAGCUUCGAAACCCAGCUGUGCCAGCCUGGCCUGGUCAUUGACCUCGAGACAACCUCCUUGCCCGUGGUGGUGAUCUCCAAUGUCAGCCAGCUGCCCAGUGGCUGGGCCUCCAUCCUGUGGUACAACAUGCUGGUGGCGGAACCCAGGAACCUGUCCUUCUUCCUGAACCCACCCUGUGCACGGUGGGCUCAGCUUUCAGAGGUGCUGAGUUGGCAGUUUUCCUCCGUCACCAAGAGAGGCCUCAACGGGGACCAGCUGAGCAUGCUGGGCGAGAAGCUUCUUGGUCCUAACGCUGCCCCGGACGGCCUCAUCCCCUGGACUAGGUUUUGUAAGGAAAACAUCAAUGAUAAAAACUUUUCCUUCUGGCUUUGGAUCGAAAGCAUCCUAGAACUCAUUAAAAAACACCUGCUGUCUCUCUGGAAUGAUGGGUGCAUCAUGGGUUUCAUCAGCAAGGAGCGGGAGCGCGCGCUGCUCAAGGACCAGCAGCCCGGGACCUUCCUGCUGCGGUUCAGUGAGAGCUCCCGUGAGGGUGCCAUCACUUUCACCUGGAUGGAGCGCUCCCAGAACGGAGGCGAACCUGAGUUCCAUGCAGUUGAACCCUACACCAAGAAGGAGCUCUCUGCCGUCACUUUCCCCGACAUCAUCCGCAAUUACAAAGUCAUGGCUGCGGAGAAUAUUCCAGAGAACCCCCUCAAGUAUCUGUACCCAAACAUUGACAAAGACCACGCGUUUGGAAAGUACUACUCCAGGCCGAAAGAGGCACCGGAGCCCAUGGAGCUGGACGGCCCAAAAGGAACCGGCUACAUCAAGACUGAGUUGAUUUCUGUGUCUGAAGUUCACCCUUCUAGACUUCAGACCACAGACAACCUGCUCCCCAUGUCUCCCGAGGAGUUUGACGAAGUGUCCCGGAUCAUGGGCCCUGUGGAAUUUGACAGUAUGAUGAAUGCAGUGUAGAGCGUGAAUUGUUCUCAUCUCUGGCGACGUUUUUUGCUUCCCAUCUGCGGUUCCCUCAUGCUACUCUGUUCCUUCACGUCCUGUUUCUAGGGAAAUGAAAGCAAAGACAGCAAAUUGCAACCUGUGGUUGCAAGUGAAUAUUCCUCUCACUCAGAAGCGUGGUAUUCUGGAGCACUUUGUGCAGCUUAGCGACAGUGACACUGAAAGACACUCUCCCCAGUGGAUUUGCGAAUGAAAAACACCCAGAGAGCCCUGACACCUACGAGUAGAUUGAGAGUCCUUUGGGAAAGGUGAGGAGGUUAGCAGCAUCUGCAGAUGCUGUGCAGGGUCAGUGCCUGAGGGCCACAGGCGUUGGACGGAUACAUGGUUGGUUAUGGAGCCUGACGGAGGGAUGGUGAAUCUCUGCUCUUGACAGUUCUGUGCGGUCUCUCUGCUUAAUGUGUGGCUGGAAGUUUUGCUUUAUCAGUGGCACAGUUCAAAGCCAAGUUGGGUACAGUUAUGUGGUAUAUUAACACCUUAUCAAAGGUAGCCAUCUCGAAUCUAAGAGCACAGGCUCUACUCUUUUUUUAUUUGGAUCUUCCACCCUGGCCACUGAAAAUGGAAGACAAAUUCUGUCUUGAGAAAAUUUGCCUUUUUCUGUUAGGUAUGGCGAAUGCUGUUGGCUAAUAACAGUAGAAGGAAGUUCGUAUGUUUCCCACAUUCAUGAGCAGCGAGUUCUCAUCAUAUUAAAGAUAUUAAGUGUAUUCCGCUUUUGUCUUGGUCACCAGUGAGUAAAAUUAUGGCCUUCUGUCAGGAGAGCCAGCCUGUUAGCAACGUAUCUCUCAAGGAAAAUCUUUUUUUUUUUAAUUGAAAUUUUUUAAUAGAUGUAGAUAAAGCCAGAAGUUUAACUCAGAUAUCUUAAGUGGAUUGUCUUUAUUGUUAGCAGCUGGUAAUCUCAGCCGUACAGUUGAGAAUGGAGCAGGAAAAGUGGUAACUGACAACUUGAAUCCUUAACCAGAGACAGUGUGAGAAUCCAGUAACUUAUGAACUUGUGUCCUAUGUACCUGCACUGAGAACUGCAUAUUCUUCACUGAUAAAUGUGUUUUUCUGACAAGUACCCUUGGAUGGCUCCAUGAUCUGUCCUGUGCUUCCUUCAGGCCCCUUCUGAAUGGGCGUGUGGUUUUCCCUCCCCCAUUUCCUUCCUCAGCUCCGAUACCCAGAGGCUCCGUGGUAAGGGCGGGCUCUGCUGAUCCAUCGUCACCCCCAGCUGCACUGUUGUAGAAAAGCUUUGUUUUCCUUUGGUGGAGAAUAGUUUUCUUGAAAUCUGCUUUAAAAGUUGAACUGAUGCAUACGUACUGUAUAAACAUUACCUGUGCACAGUACAGUCUGCCCACAAAUUGAGGCUCCGUGUUUACCUAAGACAGCAUGAACCUGGGUGGGAUUUGGUUCACUUUGUAAAUGAAAAUGAUAAGAAACAAAACCACAUUUUAAGAAGUACUUUUUUAUUUGCUGAGAGUUAACUAUUUGCCAUAUUUUGUCCUGUGAGAAUGAUGUGGUGUGCUUUCAUUUUACCAGCGACCUGGCUUACUUUUAAUAAGUAUUAACAUUCUAAUAUUAAUCUCUCCUGAGCAUUUAGUAUAAAGAUUUUUAAAGUUGCUGGCCUUGUGAAUUGGUUUAAUAUUUACCUUAUUUACAUAACAGUCCUUGUUUUAAGAUUAUCAUUCUUACUUACCCUGCUGCUAAUCAGAACCGUGGCAGGGUGAGAUAGGCCGAUGGGAAAGAUCAGUUUGUGUUCUUGUGUGAUUGACCACUGUAAGAAUCCCUGACCAGACCCUGGCUGAAAGAUGUCGGCGUUUUGACAAGGCCUGGUCCCUGUGUUGCACUGACAGGUUUGGAAGGUAUUCUAGGCCAUUUUCCUUUCCGUUGGUGCAGGCCCACUCACUGACUGUCCUGAUUAAAACCUGGCUGCUUUUUCCCUUAGAAGGGGGAAGGGAUGUUGGAAACAUAAACUGCCUGUGGACCACUUGGGAUAAUCAUACUGCUUUUAAGCAACGAAUUUCCUGAGAUGGCAGUAAGCAAGCAAAAUAUGUAUUUGUAUGAAGUAUUGUAUGAAGGCGAAUCUUAAUGAACAGAGCCGUUCUCUGUCGCAUCUGAUUGUCCCAGCGGAAACAG